Molecule: messenger RNA, 741 nt
Organism: Penicillium cosmopolitanum
Lineage: Eukaryota; Fungi; Ascomycota; Eurotiomycetes; Eurotiales; Aspergillaceae
Product: hydrophobin family protein
Exons: 2
Coding region: 1-741 (246 amino acids)
Cellular component (GO): fungal-type cell wall
Molecular function (GO): structural constituent of cell wall
Source: RefSeq, a predicted model, not a curated record
AUGCCGAUCCUCGCAGAUCCAUGCCGGGAUAAUUUAGAAAGGGGUGUGCAACAAACCACCACAGGGCAACACAAUGAAGCAGCAGUCUCAAGCUAUUCUCACAAGCUACAUUCCGGGCAGUGCAGGGUUAACUUUAUUAUGAUAGGAGAACAAAACAAAGAGUAUGACACCGGACUUAUUUUCCGGCUUUGUCGCGAGUGGGUGAGUGACUUUGCUGCUCCUCCCUCCGCGUUCACUUCCCUAGCAUCUCUUCAAACCGCGUCGUUCUUUUUCCAGGUCACUCAUUUGAAAUACAAACUUCCAACGCCCGCGACCAGGCAACCCACCCUUUUCACUCUUUUCAGCCUCGCCGCUACAGUCAUCGCUCUCCCUCCUUCGGCUGGCGGCUUUGGAAAUGGCAACGGCGCGGCCAACCAAGGAAACACCGAUGUGCGCUUCAGCGUUCCCGACGACAUGACCGUCAAACAAGCCCAGGCCAAGUGUGGCGACCAGGCUCAGCUUUCCUGCUGCAACAAGGCUCUUUAUGCGGGCGAUAAGUCUCGUCGCUCUGGUAUCGAGCUAUUCGAUCAGUGCUCUAAGUUGGAUAUCCAAAUUCCAAUCCUUAUUGCUGUUCCGAUUCAGGAUUUGGUCAAUCAGAAUUGCAAGCAGAACGUCGCCUGCUGUCAGCAUUCUCCAUCCACGGCUGACUCCGAUUUGGCUGGGCUUGGACUCCCUUGCAUUGGUAUCGGCUCUAUCGCUUAA